Molecule: messenger RNA, 2752 nt
Organism: Amphimedon queenslandica
Lineage: Eukaryota; Metazoa; Porifera; Demospongiae; Haplosclerida; Niphatidae
Product: CSC1-like protein 2
Exons: 23
Coding region: 28-2550 (840 amino acids)
Cellular component (GO): plasma membrane
Molecular function (GO): calcium-activated cation channel activity
Source: RefSeq, a predicted model, not a curated record
UAUAGUUAUUAAGUGAAGAGCAAGAAAAUGUCCUCCUUUAACUGUAGUCCUGUUUUAAGCGGUAGUGAUGCCAAAGACGGCGGUGUGCCUCUAACACUAGCCCUGAACAUAUCCUUUGCUACUGUUAUACUGAUUGCUUUUUGUCUCAUGCACGUUUUUCUUAAAGAUUUCAUCAUGGCAGCUGUCAAAAACAAGAGGUGGCCACCCUUGCUCUAUAGGCAUAAAGUCGAAGAGAGGGGUGGGGAGGAGCAAGAGGGGGAGGAGCAAGAGACGGAGUCUGAUGGUGAUGACACUAGUGAUGAGGACAGGAACAGGAGAAGAAGAGGAAGCAGUUUCAUGCCAGGACGAGAUUACUGUGAAACGAUAGUUAAGUUUUUCACUAUGAGGGAAAGAGACGUAAGAGUUAGAAGUGGACCUGACGCUAGUCUUUACUUGAUGCUCCAGCUGUAUUUAUUAAUCAUUUUAAUUAUAUUCUCAUUCUUCUCAAUCGUAUUCAUUUUACCAGUAAACUACCUCUCGGGAGACCUCCAAGAGAAAAAUUCUUUUGCCAGGACUACAGUAGCUAAUUUAAAAGGAGAGAGUAAGGCGUUAUGGACCCAUGUUCUUUUCUCAGUACUGUACGUGAUUAUUGCUGGAGUGUUCAUGAUCCAUUACUAUUUGAGACUGGGGAAACUACAGCAUCAAGUGUCGUCUCAUACUAUCAUGAUAUAUGGUAUUCCAAGUUUUGUACAUGUUGAAGAUCUCAUGCAACAUUUUGAAGAGGCGUUGCCAGGCACCCAGAUAAUUGACAUCAGGUUUGCCUAUGACAUCAACGAUUUACAGAAGAAAUGGAAGAAAUUAAAAGAGGCAAAUAAUAAUUUGCAGAUUGCUGAAGCUUAUGAAGCAGAAACUGGCAGGAAACGAAUGAUCCACUCCUCAAAUUGCAACUGCUCAAAUGAUGAUCUUGUUGAUGCUAAGGAGUUUUAUUUGACUAAAGUCGAUCAUUUAAAAGUUGCUGUUGCCAUGGAGAGGAGCAACGCCCUCGCCCACAAACUUCCUAUUGCUUUUGUCACAUUUGCCAAAGGAGUCACACCAAAAGUUUAUGUUGAGUCAUACAGGCCUUGUAGAAGGACACCACAGUCAAGUCUUUCUGACAGUAUUAAUUCUAAUAAUUGGGAACUCUUUUUGUCACCUCUCUCGUGGGAUUUAAUAUGGGAGAAUUUAUCGUCUAAUCGUGUAAUUUGGUGGCUAAGAUGGUUUGCUCUUAAUUUGAUUUUAAUUUUGUUUGUAAUAUUCUUCACAACUCCGCCUGUCAUUUUAAACAGCAGCGAAGAGAUAUGGAUCUACUUUAAGCACAAAGCAGGAGAAUUAAAUAUAACAAUAAAGAAUGCCACGGGAUAUGGCGUCCCUGGUUUUGUUCAGUCAUAUUUUGCAUCAUUUCUCAGCAUCCUGUUAGCAUCUCUGAUGAUGUACUGUAUCACUAAGAGUGUAGCCUUUGAAUAUCACUGGUCAAAGUCUAGGGUUGAGCAAACUACGCUACGAAAAGCAUUUCUAUUUUUAUCUUUGCAAGUUAUAGUAUUACCAUCUCUUGGUUUAACGAGUUUGAGUGCAGUAGCUGCUCUUAUUGCACGUAAUGAUGAAGUGGGUAUUGAUAAUCAAUUAAGUUGUGUGUUCCUCCCUAACAACGGUGCCUACUUCGUAGCCUAUAUUAUCAUAGCGACGUUCGUUUGGUCGCCAUUGGAGUUGCUACGGUUACGGCAGCUAGCUAUAUAUAUCUAUAGACGAAUUAGAGCAAAGACUAAACUGGAGAAGCGACAGAUUAUCAGAGAAUAUGAUUUCAAGUUUGGCUCUAAAUAUGCUUCUAACCUCAUCAUAUUCACAAUGACGUCGGCAUUAAGCCUGACCACACCUCUCGUUGUACCGUUUGGAGCUUUGUUCUUUGGCAUCAAAUACCUGAUUGACAAGUAUAACCUGUUAUAUGGGUAUAAACCAGUUUAUGUGAGUGGACGACAGUACCUUCACAAGUCGGCCAUGAAACUGGUGAUGGUGGGUGUGGUCUUUGUUCAAUUUGUGACUCUCUUUUAUUCAGUUGUAAGAGAAGGUUCUGUAUCUGCUAGAUCAAUAGUCCUUUUAGUGCUACUGAUAGUCACUGGUUUACUGUUAUUUGGACUGUUGGUCCUUGGAUGGUUCUCUUAUCUUUUACCAAAAAUAAGAAUUAAAAUGGGACAGGAAUACUCUAUAUUUGGUUUGAACGAAGAGGAGGAAGACAGAAUAGUGGAGCCCGGUGAAUAUGUCGCUCCUGUGUUAAUGGCUACUGGUGAUGAGAUACCUGGAGAUACUGUAGAGCAACAUUUGGAUAGAGAAGGGGAAGGAAAAGGAGGUGUGGCUCAAAGUUACGAGUCAUUCGGUAGAACUAUUGCUGGAGGUCAGAUAAAGUUAAGUCCAAGUAGAAGGAGUGAUGCUAAAAGGACUAGGGAGAAGGAGCGACCACCAUCACUUGUUGUUGAAGAAGAGGAUGGUGUUGUUGAAGAAGAGGGUGAUGACAUUGAAAAUGAAAUCAAAGACAAUUAAACAACUACAUAUAAGAACACUGCCAAUUGUUAUCGUUAUUAUUGCAUAUUAAACUGAAUUGUUAAGUUUUGUUAAUGUGAUUGUAGCCAUUUUACUUUAUUAUCGUGCAUUAUACAUGAUCUUGUAUUACUACUUCAUGUGUAACUAUUUUGACUUUUGUUAUUAUUAAAAUUUGUAGGUCUUAUUCUCUUCUUUAACUAAA